AUGCGAGUGCGAGUCGGCAGUCUCAUUCAGGAUGGCAUCGUCAAAGGUCAACGAUUCGCUCUUAGCAGUGAUCUGUGGAGAUCAAAAACCAACGAGCCUCAGUUGAAAAUCGAGAUCAGGCAUCACAAGCUCAAGGAUUGCUACGCGCUUUACCUUACGGCCGGUUAUAAAAGCCUACUGAAGGGAGCCGAGCUGUGUCACAUCAAAAAACCGGUGAAAAGUCGAUUUGGUGGAGGUCUCCGAGAAUUCUCGUUUGAAGAGGCGCAAUGCUUUUCGGGAAUCGAGGGACGCAACACCUUCCUUACCGAUACGGAACGAGCACUCAUCGUGAAGCAAAUGGUGGACAUGAUGAGAGCGCCAAGUGGCGGAAUCAAUCUCGAUCUACCAACGCGGACGAUUACAAUACGGGAAGGGAUGGCGAUUGUUCCUCAACUGAUCUCUGCCAACCUCAUCGAAAAUGUUUUGCCACUGCACAGCUCAGAAUUUUUGAAACAUCUGCAACACAAAUGGGUACUGUCUACAGGUGAACAACCAUUGGAUGAGAUCCGGGAUUAUUUUGGCACCGAGAUUGCCAUGUACUUUUCUUGGCUCGGGCAUAUGACUACAGCUCUUUGGUUUCCCGCUCUCUUAGGCCUAUUUAUGUAUUUUUUCGCUGGUUUCAAGUACAAAGCUUCAUCGAGCAAAGACGACAAAUUGGAUUCCUUCCAGUUAUUCUCCGACAUAUCUUUUGUAUGCUUUGCGUUUUUCAACUGCGUUUGGUCAACGGCCUACUUGGAAUCUUGGAAGAGGAAACAAGCUGAAUUAGCCUUCAGAUGGGGAACGUAUGACAGCAACUGCGACUCCUACCUACAGGAUCCACGGCUCAAUUUCGGGGUGAGUAUUUUGCGCCGAAUCCGGUCUCAGGUCGAAUGGAGCCGUUCUAUCCGCCUUGGAAGCACGCUAUUGUUAGAUACGGUAUUACUUAUCCUUUAA
Messenger RNA from Ostertagia ostertagi, 972 nucleotides. The record is from the annotation of a GenBank genome assembly. NCBI's taxonomy places the organism in Eukaryota, Metazoa, Nematoda, Chromadorea, Rhabditida, Trichostrongylidae.